Messenger RNA from Trichoderma atroviride IMI 206040, 1116 nucleotides. RefSeq lists its product as uncharacterized. Lineage: Eukaryota; Fungi; Ascomycota; Sordariomycetes; Hypocreales; Hypocreaceae. The record is from RefSeq and is a predicted model, not a curated record.
AUGACUCCUUUCGGUGAAAUGAGUCCUUUCGCAGACAUGAAUCUUGGCACAAACAUGGCUCGCUCCGGGUUCAUACCUAUUGACACAAACUUUCCUUCCAUCUGGGACACGGAACUUGACACAGAAGAGGGUUUUGAAGCACACCUGGCUUCUCACGCAUACAUGUCUGUUUACGAAGACCAGACUUGUUCCAUCUGUCACUACGGCCCGGGUAGACCCUUACGGCGUAGAAACGUUCUACCUGAGUCCAGGCCCGCGGAGCUUUUGGCCUCGGAUGUCCGCCAGCAUAUCCAAGCUGAGUCCAAGUCUCGCCUGAGAGAUGCAGUCGAGAAUGGUGUCCCCUUGGAUGCUUUAUACUUUACGGAUGAUUGUUACCCAGCCUGGGACAGCAUUUAUGAGAUGAACCCUGGACGCAAUCAUCAUGCUCGAGUCCAAAGAAGGCUGCUCAAUCGCGAGGCCGCAGCCCUCGUUGACCCCGUGAUCAUGAAGAGGCUUGUAAAUGUGGCCAAUGGAAAGCUUGAAGAGGCACGACUACUUGGCAUUGCCCUCAGAGAUAUUACGAUUGGCAGGGAGCUUGUGCCUCAGUGGGAUCCACAGGUAGUCGAUGAGGCGGUCCCCUACAGCCCUGAGCCUGUUGAGGAUCACUGGGAGGAUUCGGUUGCGCGAAACAUGGAGACUCUCGGAGCCGAUUUCGUCAUGGAUAACAUCACAUGGACGGAUUCGGUAGACAACGCUCCUGCUCCGGACAGGCAGGAACCAGUCGCCACCUCUGCUAGCGACUCAUCUUCUGGCGAUAAUAACAACAGCGAUGAAGACAACGGCGAUGGCAACAACCAACAUGGAGAGCCCAUUGACGACCGCUAUGCCAUUUUAUCUGGUGGCGAUCCCACGCCUCUGCCCUUUGGCUACCAGAGCAUUGCGGAGAACGACGACGAGGCUCCGCAUAUCCUUCACGAUAUUCUUAUUCACGGUGGCGCCAGUGCCGUCUAUCAUCUCGCAAUCGACGCUACCGCGUACGAGUUCUUCUUCCCUACCGACGAGGCUGUGGACGCGAGCCUCCCUGGCGUGGAUCUGGAGUGCACCGUUGAAGAUGGAGAUGUCGUGAUGGAAGCUUAG